Molecule: messenger RNA, 654 nt
Organism: Diachasma alloeum
Lineage: Eukaryota; Metazoa; Arthropoda; Insecta; Hymenoptera; Braconidae
Exons: 3
Coding region: 1-654 (217 amino acids)
Source: RefSeq, a predicted model, not a curated record
AUGGAAAAUUCAGAGGGAACCAGGGUCAGAUAUAAAGCAAAAUUCAUCAAGAAAAAACAUGUAAAUUUGCUGUUAUCUCAAGUUCGCGUUGACAAGAAUAAUAAAGGCAGAACAGUUCAAGUGGUUCCGCCGAUCCACGACGAAGAAAACGGAGAUGUGCCAGUGAAAAAAAGAAAAUUAAAAAAUGAAGGAGUAGGAGGAAACCGACAAGAUGAAGAAGAGCAGAACAGUGCUGAUGAGUGGUUUGAAACUACUGAUAAUGAUCCAGGAGAAUCAGUGUCCCCAGAGCCAUUUACUGGCAAUCGCAUUGUGGAUUUAGAGUUAUUGAGCGAGGCUCUCGUAUAUGAAGCAGAUACAGAGGGUGCCUACCAGCAAGUGCCUGCCAGACCGAGAAAAUGGCAAAAAAAAGAGAAUUUUGAGAUAAAUUUUCAAGCUGUUCUAGGUUGUAUUCAUGCUGGAAUCGGAAACCAACCAUUCAAUAAACUAUUGGCACCCAUGAGCAUUCCCCCCUUCUAUUAUAACACCUUCCAGUUCUGCGAGAAAAAAGUAGGCCCAGUUAUCGAGACUAUUGCUAGAGAGAGCUGCGACAGAGUGACAAAAAUUGAAAGGGAGUUAACAAUAGCGAAUAAGAAUGAUAUUGAAAAGAUGGUAUGA